AUGUCCAACAGCCUGGGCCAAUUAAAGGCAAGACAUGAGCCAAUAUGCAGAAAAGUCUUCAACAAAAAGCGCAAGCCAUUCAAUUCCUUGAAACAACGACUGCAGGGAACUGAAAUUCCAACAGUGAAGAGGAAGGCACCCCCCAAGAACCAGCCAGAGAAAAAAUAUAAUUGGAGACAACAGCACGAGAACUUCAUUAAUGCAAUCAGAGCAGCCAAACUUGCCACUAUAGCCAUGAAAGAAGGCCGCCCACUGCCUCCGCCGCCGCCUCCAACCAUUAAUCCAGAUUAUGUUCAGUGCCCUUACUGCAUGAGACGGUUUAAUGAGGCUGCAGCAGAAAGGCACAUCAAUUUCUGCAAAGAGCAAGCAGCCAGGCGUGCUUUUGCUCCAGGCCAGAAAGGAGCCAAAACGUCCUCUGGCAAACAAGCAACUCCCAAAAAAGAACCAACCUUAACAAGUGCUGUAGGGACGCUGCUUCAGAACAAGUCACAAGAAGGUACCAAUCCAAGCCAACAUAUAACAGGGCCUGCUAUAGAAACUUCUGUUGGAACAACACAGAAAAAAGCACCUGCUAUCCCUUCUGGGAAGGAGUCUGGGUAA
This is a messenger RNA of Rhineura floridana, 600 nucleotides long. RefSeq names its product zinc finger C2HC-type containing 1B (gene ZC2HC1B). Bases 1 to 600 code for a protein of 199 amino acids. The transcript has 6 exons. The record is from RefSeq and is a predicted model, not a curated record. NCBI's taxonomy places the organism in Eukaryota, Metazoa, Chordata, Lepidosauria, Squamata, Rhineuridae.